This is a messenger RNA of Biomphalaria glabrata, 2454 nucleotides long. RefSeq lists its product as uncharacterized. Gene Ontology annotation, cellular component: cytoplasm. Gene Ontology annotation, molecular function: GTPase activity; GTP binding. Bases 415 to 1002 code for a protein of 195 amino acids. The record is from RefSeq and is a predicted model, not a curated record. Lineage: Eukaryota; Metazoa; Mollusca; Gastropoda; Planorbidae. The transcript has 3 exons. Gene Ontology annotation, biological process: vesicle-mediated transport; intracellular protein transport.
GUGCGUGUCAUACUGUGUGUGAGCAGUCCUGUGACUCGCUUGUCUGCUCUAGUUAGUUCUUCCAUUUGCCCGAUCUGUCUUGCACGCUGGUUUAUCAGUUUGCUGUUUCGAAUUGUAAUCUCGAAUCUAAAUCGCUGCGUAUUUACCGGAUGGGAAGAACAGAAGAGUGAUUGUACAAUUCUGGGGGAAAUGUCAUCAACUAUUUAUCAAUCUUGUGUUCAUUUUUUAAAACUGACAGAUGAGAGUCAGCGAUACUUUUGUAGUGUCUUUUAAGUAUAAGCUAGACAUCUUACUGGUUUUGUAUUCUCUACGAAGGAUAUCGUCUGCUUAGAGCAGCCUCGUUUUCAAUUUUAUUCAAGGUAAGCGGCGAGGAGAGAGAGAAAUAAAUAGUUUGGUGAUUGGUUGGUCGUCACAAUGGGCAAUGUCCAGUACACACUAAAUAAAGUCGUGGCCAGUAAUAUACUCAGGCGAGGAAAAAAAGCAAGGAUUCUCAUGUUGGGGAUAGAUGGUGCUGGAAAAACAUCGCUACUUUUUAAGAUGUCCGUGCCAGACUAUGUGGUCGGCUCGGCCAUAUCCACACUGGGCUUCAACGUGGAGAAAGUCAAGGUGACCCGAAACGUCCGCUUCACCCUGUGGGACGUAGGAGGCCAGGAGAAACUUCGCCCGUUUUGGAAGAACUACUUCGAAAACACGGAUGGAAUUCUAUUCGUCCUUGACAGCACAAACGAGGCUAGGUUACUGGAAGUGAAAAAUACGCUCGAGAAUAUUCUCCGCAGCCCGUAUCUUAAGGAUGUGCCUGUUGUGAUUCUGGCGAACAAGCAGGACUUUGCCGAUGCCCUGGACAUCAGUGUGCUGGUGGACCGACUGGAGCUGGCCAGCAUCAAGGACAGGCGCUGGUUGAUCCAGGGAACGUCUGCCUUCACGGGUGCUGGGGUCUGGGAGGCUCUGAAGCAGAUGAAGAGAUUGAUGAAAGAAAGUAGUCGACCUUGGAGAAGGGGCUAACAAAUGUCUCAUUUUUAAACUGGUCUAAAAGUUUUCAGGCGUGACGUCUUCGACCUAUUGACCACUCGGCCUUUUGGGCAAGCUCCAACUUCAAAAUGUUGAUACAUUGUUUCGUAACUGGAUUUGAGGCAGUGUAGACUGCUGUCCAAGGCCUCAACCUUAAGGGAAAAGGGCUUUAUAAAUGUCUCAGUUUUAAGCUGCUAUAAAUGUUUUCAGACGUGGCGUCUUCAACAUUUGAUUACCUUAAAAAUCAUGCUCCGGCCUCCACUUACGUAAAUCCGGCACUGGAUGAUUAACUCAUAGUGUACAUGUGAAAUAAUUGAUGGUGUCAGCGGACGUUCAUUAUAGUCUUGUUUGAUAUGAUUUGUUUACAUAACAUACUACAUAGACUCUUCAAAUUUCUUAUAUGAGUUUCUGAUAAUAUGAAUUCAUAACUUCUAAUGAAAGAUAUUUAUGAAUAUUAUUUUCUUUAAUUUCUGAGGGCUAGAAUGAAAUACUACUAACAUUUGCAACGCAUGAACCUAACAUACUUAAUAGAACGUGAUUGUGAUGCAUCUUGAUAUAAUACAUUAUUCAAAUAUGUGGUGUUCAGAAAUGGAAAAUAACAACAAUUCUGAAUACAUCCAAUUGAGACGCCGUAUCAAGAGCUUGUAAGUAGCCUAAAUACUGCAGCUUUAAUACUGCCGCCUUUACUGUAUCCUAAAUACUGCUGCAUAAAUACUGCAGCCUAAAUUCUACAGCCAAAAUAGUGCUGCUUAAUACUGCAGCCUAAAUACUGCUACCAAAAUACUGCAGCCUAAACUAAGACAGUGUGUAUAGCGCCCAGCUCAACAAAAUACAUCGAAGCAACCAGCUAUAUUCAUUUGUAUUAUUUGUAAAGAUUUGUUCAGUUAUUUGUACAACAGGCACAUCACCCGUUCUAUGUAUGAAUUGGCCUUAAUGUAUGGAAAUCUCUAAUUGAGUCACGUUUUAAUCAAACUUAUGUAAAUAAAUUGUUGCUAGCAGACGUGGACUUUAUAAUGUCGGGGCACUGUGCAAGUUGGCAAUAACACUGAACUGCAUAAAGAAAGCAAUGAACUUUCAUUCUCAGAUACUGCUACUUCCUCUGGAACCUUCUAAGCAUCUUUGAUGUCACUACAAACACAAUAUGCAGAAAGCUCAAAACCAAAUGAUAUUUGAUUGACUGAUAUUAUUUUAAACUGCGUUUGGAUUGGCCCAAUCUGUAGUGACGUACUAAAAGUAAUUCUAUGUUGUAUUUGUUCGUAUGCAAUAAUUGAUAUGCGUGUGUUUACCUAACUAACCUUGACCUCCCAGGUCAUGAAUAUGUAUUAUACUUGUUUUUGUUUGUGAAGAUCGUGGCUCUUUGGAGUGCAGUGAACGCAAGGGUUAAUAUUAUUACGUUCUUCAUUGUUGUGUCUGUUUUUUUUAAUAAACUUCACAUAUUUGCAUUUA